Molecule: messenger RNA, 234 nt
Organism: Crotalus tigris (Tiger rattlesnake)
Lineage: Eukaryota; Metazoa; Chordata; Lepidosauria; Squamata; Viperidae
Product: H/ACA ribonucleoprotein complex subunit GAR1-like
Exons: 4
Source: RefSeq, a predicted model, not a curated record
AUGGUUGGGGACCAAAGUAAAGAGGGGAUCGGACAAGAGGGAGGUCUCAGGGCAGAGGGGGAGUCCCUAAGCCCAGGACAGAGGGGGAACUAAGGCAAAAGGGGGGGAGGUCCCAGGCAAAGGGGGGUCCUAACCCCAGACAGAGGGAUCCAGGGACAGAGGGGGGAUCUAGGGCAAAGGGGGGGGUCCCAGGGCAAAGGGGGGUCCCUAACCCCAGACAGAGGGGGGAUCUAG